UUAGAGGAAAGCGAAGGGCUGCUUUGCUGCCCGCCCCUUCCUCGUCGCGAAGGGUUCCCUCUCCCGUUCCCUAAACCCUAUAUAAGGAGCAGCAGGAGGUGGAGGAGUACUAGCGAUCUCGCGACCAUGGCGCACGCUUUAGGAGCUGGGGCAUCCGUGUCGCCAUCAGUCGGAACGGAUGCGUCGCUGAGGAAAACCGGAUUCAAGGAUCAUAAUAAACUUCGCUUCGACAAUAAAUUAUGGAUUACUUUGUCAUCUGUAAACUUGAAGAGCAGGUAUUCAUCAACAAAAUACCAGUUCAAGGUGAUGUCUAUGUCUGUCCAACAAGCAGUCCGAAGUAAAAUUCCAGUUCAACCUUUGGAGCUUGAGAAUGCUAAUGAGCCCCCGCUAAAUCUGUACAAACCCAAAGAACCGUACACAGCAACAAUUGUCUCAGUUGAGAGGCUUGUUGGUCCGAAAGCGCCUGGUGAGACAUGCCAUAUUGUGAUUGAUCAUGGUGGCAAUGUACCUUACUGGGAAGGGCAAAGUUAUGGCAUCAUUCCUCCUGGUGAGAACCCAAAGAAACCUGGAUCUCCCCACAAUGUGCGUCUCUACUCUAUUGCAUCAACUAGGUAUGGGGAUUCGUUUGAUGGCAAGACGGCCAGCUUAUGUGUCCGACGAGCUAUCUAUUAUGAUCCAGAGACUGGAAAGGAGGAUCCUUCAAAGAAUGGCACUUGCAGCAAUUUUCUUUGCAACUCAAAGCCAGGAGACAAGAUUCAGCUCACAGGACCUUCUGGGAAAAUUAUGCUGCUACCAGAGGGUGAUCCAAAUGCCACCCAUAUCAUGAUUGCGACAGGGACAGGGGUCGCUCCAUUCCGUGGAUACCUUCGCCGUAUGUUCAUGGAAGCUGUGACCACUUACAAGUUUGGUGGCCUUGCAUGGCUCUUCCUAGGGGUUGCAAAUACUGACAGCCUUCUCUAUGAUGCUGAGUUUAGCAGCUACCUAAAAGACUAUCCUGAUAACUUUAGGUAUGAUAAGGCUCUCAGCAGGGAACAGAAGAACAAGAAUGGUGGGAAGAUGUAUGUCCAGGACAAGAUUGAGGAGUACAGUGAUGAAAUCUUCAAGCUGUUAGAUGGAGGUGCACACAUUUACUUUUGCGGUCUGAAAGGGAUGAUGCCUGGAAUUCAAGAUACACUAAAGAGGGUGGCGGAACAGAGAGGAGAAAGUUGGGAUGCUAAGCUCUCUCAGCUUAAGAAGAAUAAGCAAUGGCAUGUUGAAGUCUACUAAGAUGAAAUGCAUUACAUCACAUCUUCUGGGCAUGUGAUUAUGUUCUCAUUAGGUAGCAGCUGUCAGAUUCUUAUGGUCCUUUCACAGAGGAUCGUUCAUUCAUCUGUUGAGUUCUGCCAAUUCUCGAUCAAGAUAUGGAGCAGCUAAGCUUUGACUUUAGGCUCAUCCUACUGGAGAGGGGAGAUUGGUCUGGACACAUAAAUCAACAGUUAUUGUGGUCAAAUUUGUUGAAAUUCCAAUAAUCAAGAAAUUGUUCUGUCAAA
This is a messenger RNA of Musa acuminata subsp. malaccensis (wild Malaysian banana), 1529 nucleotides long. Its product is annotated as ferredoxin--NADP reductase, root isozyme, chloroplastic. Gene Ontology annotation, molecular function: NADPH dehydrogenase activity. The record is from RefSeq and is a predicted model, not a curated record. Lineage: Eukaryota; Viridiplantae; Streptophyta; Magnoliopsida; Zingiberales; Musaceae.